Molecule: messenger RNA, 1481 nt
Organism: Carassius gibelio (silver crucian carp)
Lineage: Eukaryota; Metazoa; Chordata; Actinopteri; Cypriniformes; Cyprinidae
Product: protein FAM180B
Exons: 3
Coding region: 241-723 (160 amino acids)
Source: RefSeq, a predicted model, not a curated record
CUUACACAAUACCGUCGUACAAUUAUUUACAAUAAGAAAAAAUAAAAAAAAUAGAUUUAAGUCACCAUCUCUAGAAGUCGCAUUUUUUCCUCUCCCAGUUUGGCUCAAAUUGUUUUUUUCCACAGGUGAAAAAAUGCAACGCACUAAAGACUGUCUAACUCGGGAAUCCCAUUUUUGUGGGACUAAAACGGAUGACGACUGAAAGUUGCGUGAAUCAAGUGCAGUUUUAUUCUUGAGGCAAUGUUGUUGACUCAGAUCAAAGUGGUAUGUGUUGUCCUGUGCCUUAUUGGCUUCAGGGAGCCCUGGAAUACCCCAGAUGUUACAGCGGUUCUGCACGGAGGACUGGCACAUCAAGGUUUUAUCAGAUCUGUAAAUGAUGCUAACCUGAUGUUUGAGUUCUUAUGGAGAGGACUGGAGAUUGAUGCUGACAAUAAUGUUGUCAUGCGGGAUCAAGAAAUUGCAUCGAUGAGACAAGGGCGAGCUUUCUUAUCUCUUAUAAAUGACAGUAUCCCAAAGAAGUUCUCUGCAAUGGAGGAGUUACUGGCUAUGCUGGAAGAGCAAGAGAACCCUUUCACUCAGGCCCGUUUUGAGACCCUCCUCCUUGGGACUAUCUAUUCAGCAUACCAGGCACGAAACCAGAAGCUAGAGUCAGAGCAGCAGGCCUGGAUGGAUAUUCUUGGUCGUUUUGCAAAUGUUACUUUCGUUCAGCUACGCAAGUUUUAACUAAUAAUACACAUACUAGUAAUUCACACAUACAGAAAAACAGAUAAAGGGUGUGCAUAUUUGGCUUGCUUUGCGAGGGGAGGGCUCUGAGUUCGGAAUUUGGCCUGAACCCAGAGUACUCACCCAUAUCCUACACUGAGAUAGGAAAAGCUGAGAGUGAGGAGUUGGGGUGGUGAAGGGAUGCUGUAAACUGUUGAGGGACAGAGGUGAGUUGGCUAUGUAUAUAUACGGGCCUCAUCUAGUACCAAUUAGGUUGCACUUUAUUUUACAGUACAUGUACUAACAUGUACUUAUAGUGUACUUACAGUGUAUUUAUCUAAGAAAGUUCUGGUAACACAAGGUAACUACAUGGGGUAGGGUUAAGUUUAGGGGUAGGUUCAGGGUUAGUACCCUUAUUACAUAGUUAUUGUAAUUACUAUAAUAAGUACAUAGUAUGUACAUGAGGAACAGGACUGUAAAAUAAAGUGCUACCACUAAUUAAGUAGAUAACAUGUUUCUCCCAAACUUUGUUAAAUAAACAUCAUUUAAAGUAAAAUCCUGAUUAUUUGUAUAUGGUUUAUAUGACUCGAAGAAUAAUUACACUAAUAAAGACACUUGACAUGAAGUUUUUAAUGUAAAAGUACAAAAGUUUAUUUUGAACAGAAUAUACAUAUUUUAGGCCAUAUAAAAGGUAACGAAACAAGUCAAGUCUAUUUUAUUUUCUGUUGUUCCAGGAUUUAUAUAUUGACAUGAGCCUGAGUAUCUAGUUUUAAGGUUCA